Lactuca virosa is the source of this 2244-nucleotide messenger RNA. The record is from the annotation of a GenBank genome assembly. NCBI's taxonomy places the organism in Eukaryota, Viridiplantae, Streptophyta, Magnoliopsida, Asterales, Asteraceae.
AUGGCAAGCUCAAGCUUUAAUCCACAUGUCACACUCGAAGUUGGAGAAGAAGAAUACCCAUAUCCAUACCCAUCAAUUCUUUCUGCAGCAAGCUUUGUAAGUGUGAAGCUGAGUGGUAGGGACAAGUAUGCAAUGUGGCAAAAACAGAUGCUAUGUCUCUUAAAGAGUCAUGAAAUGGUUGGUUUCAUUGAUGGGACGUUCGUAAGAAGUACUGAAACCAGUGUUUCCGGGAAGGAGAAAGUGGGUGACCAUCAAAUUCACAGGCUGUGGGCAAGAUCAGAUGCUCUUGUCCAAGGUUGGAUCCUUGGUUCUCUAUCUGAACAAACACUUGGCUAUGUUAUGCAUCGACUCACAGAUAUUGCAGAUUUUAGUGCAAAACAUGUAUGGGAUGAACUCCAUAGUAUGUAUGGUCCUGUUGUUCUUCCACCACUGCCUAUUGCUACAGAUUUCGAUCAACAAGAAGAAGAAACAAGAACAAGGGUACACCAUGCUUUAUAUCACGCUACUCUAACAGGAUAUUCGAAUCACAUUGAUAACGUUUUGAGGAGAAAUAAGGAAGUUACAGUGAUAGACAAAAUCAUUAACAAUGGCAACACAGCAAUUCAUAUAGCAGUUGGUACUUCCAAGACGCCAGGAUUCUUAGAGUAUUUGUUGGAACUGACACCGGAGAACACACAACUACUGGAUGUGCGGAAUUCAGAUGGAAGCACGCUACUUCAUGUUGCUGCUAUUGUUGGCAACACUGAAGCUGCUAAGAUCCUGGUGGCAAGGGACCCACAUUUGUUGUUUGCCAAGGACAACGAGGGUCACACACCACUAGCCAUAGCUCUUUCUAAUAUGCAUACCCAGACGUCUCAAUUUCUGCUGCAUCACGAUAUUGGCAUAAAGAAGGAUACUUUGUUUUCCGGCAAAAGUGGUGAUCACCUUCUCGUUAUUGUUAUUUCUUCUAAAGAUUUUCGCUUUGCAUCUGUUUUGCUGCGGCGUUACACAACAUUGCAUAGUGACUCUGUGUUAAUGGCCAUAGCACAGAAUUUCCCAUGCAAACCCAAUAUAUGGACUUAUAAUAUACCUACUAGCGUAGUUCUCAGUACAGCCGCAGAUUAUAUUAUUCCACUAUGUGGCCAUCGGCUGGAAAUAAUAAUGAGGCCAUUUAUUCUUGUGAGUUAUUGGAUUGUUAUGCUUUUCCCAGUAAUCCUUUUGAUGUUAGUGUCGCUAUUCGUGAAAGAGAGAUUGCGAACUCAUUAUGACGCUAUCAUGCUGUUAAAAAGUGUAUGUUUUUUAUUGAAGAAACACACAGACCCGAGCCCUUAUUACACAAAUCCGAUUCUUGAAGCUACAAGACAGAAUGCAUACAAAGUUGUAGAGGAGGUUGUGUCCCACUUCCCAAAUGCAAUUUGGAGUACCAAUGAAGAUGGUUAUAAUAUUAUUCAGUAUGCUGUGAUAAGUCGCUCAGAAGAAGUUUACAACCUAGUUUAUCAAAUGAGCGAACAUAAGAAUGUCUACAGAACAAUCAAAGAUUCUUCUGGGAACAACCUCCUGCAUUUGGCUGCAAGAUUGGCCCCGUCCAACAAACUGAAUCUUAUAUCAGGUGCAGCUUUACAGAUACAACGUGAAUUACAAUGGUUUAAGGAAGUUGAAGGAUUUGGAUGUCCUUUGAACAUUAUACAAAAGAACUCUUUUGGCGAAACACCUCAUAUGGUGUUUACAAGAGAACACAAAGACUUGGUGGUUGAGGGUGAAAAAUGGAUGAAGGCCACUGCAGAGUCAUACACAAUUACAGCUGCAUUGAUCACCACGAUUGUGUUUGCAGCAGCAAUUACUGUCCCAGGAGGAAACAAUCAGGACACAGGCAUACCACUUUUUACUAACAUCAUUGCUUUCAGAAUAUUUGCAAUAUCAGAUGCCAUCUCAUUAUUCACGGCUGUUACUUCAUUGUUAAUGUUUUUGUCUAUUCUGACUGCACGUUUUGCUGAACAAGAUUUUUUGUUCAAGCUUCCUACAAAGCUGAUAAUUGGUUUGGCCACCUUGUUCAUCUCAACGACAACCAUGAUAUUAGCUUUUGGUGCAACUUUGUAUCUGGUGUUUGGACAAAGCAACUCAAAGAUUAUCAUUCCAAUUGCCUUGCUCACAUGCCUACCAAUUACUUCUUUUGUAACUCUGCAGUUCCCUCUUGUCAUUGACUUGAUCAAAGCCACAUAUGGUCGUAGUAUUUUUGGUAAGAAAAGAGAUAAGCCCUUCUAUUAG